CCCGGGGGUCGUUGAUACGCUAUCAGUGGGUGAUAUAGACGCGUCUGAGUUCUCAGGACGCAUUGUAACUGGCCAGCUGCAGGCUGACGGACGUGUUGUUUAUGAAUAAAAUUUUACAACUAGAGUUUGCAGUUUGCUGUAAUAAGUGGAGACCCGAAUUUGGUAUUCAAGAUGCUGGUUGUAUGGCUGUUUUCACUAUUAUCUACUGCAUACGCGUUGGACAAUGGAUUGGCGUUGACCCCACCCAUGGGCUGGCUGACCUGGGAAAGGUUUAGAUGUAUCACUGACUGCAAGAAGUACCCGAAUGAGUGCAUAAGCGAAGACCUAAUCAAAAGAACAGCAGACUUGAUGGUGAGCGAUGGUUAUCUGGACGCGGGAUAUGAAUAUCUGGGUAUCGAUGAUUGUUGGCUCGAGAAGACUCGUGGCGAGGAUGGACGCAUGGUGCCAGACAAGAACCGCUUUCCUAGCGGAAUGAAAGCACUUUCUGAUUACAUUCACGCCAAAGGCCUGAAGUUCGGCAUGUACGAAGACUAUGGUAACAAGACUUGCGCAGGCUAUCCUGGCGUGCUGGGCAAUGAGAAAAUUGACAUCGACACGUUUGUCGAGUGGGAGAUUGAUUACCUCAAGCUGGACGGCUGUUACAUCGACCCCAAGGCUAUGGAUGAAGGAUAUCCUAACUUCGGCAAAUUGUUGAAUGCUACGGGCCGUCCAAUUCUGUACUCGUGCAGUUGGCCGGCUUAUCAAGAGGAUAAAAGUAUGCGGCCCAAUUACGGUUCCAUCGCGGAGCACUGCAACUUAUGGCGUAACUGGGAUGACAUCGAGGACUCGUGGGCGUCUCUUACCAAGAUCAUGAACUGGUUCGGAGACAAUCAGGACAGGAUGGCGUCACAUGCUGGGCCUGGUCAUUGGAACGAUCCUGAUAUGUUAUUGAUCGGCAACUUCGGUCUCUCUGUAGACCAGGCGCGGGUCCAGAUGGCCGUGUGGGCGGUGUUGGCUGCGCCAUUACUGAUGAGAAGCGUGGACCUCGCCACCAUCCGCCCUGAGUUUAAGGAGAUCCUACUUAAUAAGGACAUCAUAGCCGUCAACCAAGAUGAGUUAGGAAAACAGGGUUUGAGAGUGUGGCAGAAGAAAGAUUAUGGAUUA
Messenger RNA from Manduca sexta (tobacco hornworm), 1143 nucleotides. Its product is annotated as alpha-N-acetylgalactosaminidase. Gene Ontology annotation, molecular function: alpha-galactosidase activity. Gene Ontology annotation, cellular component: cytoplasm. Lineage: Eukaryota; Metazoa; Arthropoda; Insecta; Lepidoptera; Sphingidae. The record is from RefSeq and is a predicted model, not a curated record. Gene Ontology annotation, biological process: oligosaccharide metabolic process; glycoside catabolic process; glycosylceramide catabolic process.